AUGCUGGGAUUGGCUCUGGCGCCCCUGCCUUCCUGCUUCCUGCUGCUGCUAGCGUCCCAUUGCCCUCGCACUAGUCUUUCCUGCCUCUGCAUUGCUGGCGAACUAGCGCCCUCGUUGCUGAACAUCCUGUGCUGCUUGGUCCUGCACCCACCGGCAAAUCUUCUUCCUCAACUAAGGCUCAAGGCUCAACCUGGAGGAGGGGCUUGCGUUGCUUGCUGGUCCUCUGCCAAUGCUAGCCAUACUCCUGCUGAUACCGAUACUCCUGCUGAUACCGAUCUCAUCAUCCACUUGCUAAUUUUACUUACACCCACCGUUCCACCCGGUCCCUAUCUUUAUCUGUUCCGGCGGUUUCUGCUUCGCAUGAUCCCUAUACCCAGCAAUUCGUUUCUGGGAGCUCGGAUCAUCUAG
Messenger RNA from Aspergillus sclerotioniger CBS 115572, 408 nucleotides. RefSeq lists its product as uncharacterized. The transcript has a single exon. Bases 1 to 408 code for a protein of 135 amino acids. The record is from RefSeq and is a predicted model, not a curated record. Lineage: Eukaryota; Fungi; Ascomycota; Eurotiomycetes; Eurotiales; Aspergillaceae.